AUGUCGUCCCAACCACCAACGCAAGCUCAACUGAAUCUGGCUGCUCUCGCUGGAUCUCCAUCACCUCGAACAAUGCGAAGCCUGCGGAAGAUUCAGUCUCAUCAACACCUCUCCUCUCGACCUCCUCUGAUCUCCCAAGUCUCCUUCGAUAGCGCCUCCGCAGGAGGCGAGGAGCUCUCCAAACCGGCUCAGCUAGAAUCACCCGUCCGACUACGAACACAUCGCCGUGCAAGGUCAAACAGUGAUGCGUCGUCUCGUGAUCCUCCGAAGCUAACGGCACGGCGACCUGGAAGGAAGACCGGUUCCGGCAUUGGGUUGAAGAGAUCUCUUCUGGAAUCGCUAUUGCGGGACGGUCCUCAGCAGGGGAAUGUCCAAGAAGCACUCCAGGAGUUGCGGUAUUUGGUCCUAUCAACGAGAGUAGAAGCGGACGGUGAUGGCAUGUCAACGUACCGAGUCUAUUUAUGGCUGAUCCUCCUGGACAUUCCUCCCCUUCCCACCGAUCGCUAUCUAUCCCUCAUUCAUCGGGGUCGUUCUCCUGCGUAUACGAAAAUCCGCAACGAUACCUUCCGCACUCUAGCCACAGAUCCGCUUUUCAAACGCCGCGUCACGGAAGCCAGUCUCAUCCGGUUGCUCAACGCAGUCGCAUGGAAGAUCCACGAUGCGAAAAACAGAAACAACCUCAAGACUCGUUCGUCCUCUCGGAGGCGUGAAAUGGAACUCCUCAUCAACACCCCGCCGAGCAUCGCUGAAGAAGAGCCGUCUGCGGACGAUAUGACUCCCGACAGCAUGAUCAGCAGCAACAGUAGCACGUCAGCAGUCAGCCCUGGUAUCACCAACGAGACUGCAAUAUAUGUGCAGGGCAUGAAUGUCCUCUGUGCACCUUUUCUUUACGCGGCCCGUAGCGAAGUUGAGGCCUUCGCACUCUUUCAUACUUUCAUCACCCGCGAGUGCCCUGGCUACAUCCGCGGCGCUAUGGAUGGUGUUCAUAGAGGCCUCAACCUCGUCGACCGAUGCCUGGAGAUUGUCGAGCCCAAACUCGCGGCCUACCUCUUCUCCAAAGGACUACAAGCGAAGCUAUACGCAUUCCCGUCCGUUCUGACCCUCUGCGCCUGUACACCUCCCUUACCGGAGGUCCUUCAUCUUUGGGACUUUCUGUUCGCUUACGGGCCCCACCUGAACAUCCUCUGCAUCGUGGCACAACUAAUCUUGAUGAGGGACACCCUCCUCAAAAGCCAAAAUCCAAACAAAAUCCUCCGAUCGUUCCCGCCCCUUGACGCUAAAGAGACGAUCGCCCUGACCGUCCUAAUUGUCCGCAAGAUCCCCGAACCGCUCUACGCCGAACUGAUAGAUCAUGCUAAAUAA
Molecule: messenger RNA, 1362 nt
Organism: Aspergillus nidulans FGSC A4
Lineage: Eukaryota; Fungi; Ascomycota; Eurotiomycetes; Eurotiales; Aspergillaceae
Product: protein bubA
Exons: 3
Coding region: 1-1362 (453 amino acids)
Source: RefSeq, a predicted model, not a curated record